AUGAGUUCUUAAUAAAAUAAAUAGAAAGAUGUUGUCAAUAAAUAAAUGACAUUUGCACUGAAUCCAAAACCAGAUUUUAACAUAACUGAUCCAAUCAAAAUUAAUAAGACCAAUGCUAAUGAUCCUAACUAUGCCAAAAGUGAGCCAUCUUAAAAAUCAACUAAUUUAGUAUCUAAUUCAAACAUUGCAAUAUUUUAAGACAUAGAAUAAUAAAAGUAAAAUAUUGAGUCUAGAUGUUUAAAGAAAUAAAAUAAAAUUAAGCAUAUAGCAACAAGAUCAAUUGCUGGAUUGAAAGCCUACACUAAAGCGUUUAAAGAUAAUUAAGAUACUUUAUUCUACAAGCUGGAAAUCAAUAAAUAAACUGAUAAGAAUAUAUUCCUUUUGGCUGAUGGUCAUGGUGAUUAAGGAGCAAAAGUAUCCUAAUUUGCAAUAAAACAACUUUCUGAUUAUAUUUUUGAUAUGAUAGAAUCUGCGAACACUCAACCAAAAUUUGUGGAGUAAAUUAAUUCCAAUCUCAUAGCAUCCUUCUAAAAAAUUGAUUCCAAUCUAGCAAAUUUAUCCAAUAUCGAUAUUACUGAUAGUGGUACUACAAUGAAUUUGGCUUUAACCUUUGAAAAUUAUUUAAUAUCUGCUAACAUUGGUGACACAAGAACAUUUUAUUUUUAAAGGAGUGAUAAACCAGAUUAACUUGGACCUGCUACUUUUAAAAUAAAGCAAUUAUCAAGUCAGCAUACUCCUGAAAAAGCAACAGAAUCACAAAGGAUUUUGGAAUCAGGUGGAAAAAUUGAGUAGGACACUCAAGGUUUUCAAAAAACUGGACCAUUAAAAGUUAAAUCAAAAAAGUAAGAUAUCAAAGGUGUCACCAUUACAAGAUCUUUUGGUGAUGCUUUGGCAAAAUAAAUUGGAAUCAUUUCGUCGCCUGAAAUCCACACUUUUCAAAUUUUGCAAGAAGGUUUUUUAGUCCUAGCCACUGGGUCAAUUUUGGAUAUGAUUGAUAUUAUUGACAUCUGUAGAAUAUUGACUCCAAUUACGCCUCCUAAUAGUUAAGCAGCCAUUGAUUGUGCAGCAGGCUAAAUUAUAGAAGAGGCGAGAAAAAAGGCGAAACUUUAACCUGAUAUAUAGGAUGAUUAUUCAUUGAUUUUAGUUUAUAUUGAAAUUGAUUAAGCUUGA
Paramecium tetraurelia is the source of this 1170-nucleotide messenger RNA. RefSeq lists its product as uncharacterized. The transcript has 4 exons. The record is from RefSeq and is a predicted model, not a curated record. Lineage: Eukaryota; Ciliophora; Oligohymenophorea; Peniculida; Parameciidae. Gene Ontology annotation, molecular function: protein serine/threonine phosphatase activity. Gene Ontology annotation, biological process: protein dephosphorylation.